UUUGUCAACACGUAAUAAAGUCGCACGCAACAUUUUCAUUUUCCGUGUAAUUAAAUAGUUUAUUAAAACAGCUGGUUUAAUCUAAGGUUAAUAACUGGUAUAUAAAAAUGCCUACCAGUGAUAGUGAGGAUUUCGAGAGUGCUGACGAGGGCCACGGCAGCCCUGACAAGAAGGAAAGAAAGAAACGGUUGUCGUCUUCAAAUUACAGCGACGGCGCAUUAGAAGCUGAACAAAAGCUUACAAAUACUCAAACUACUUCCAGUAAUGUUCAAAAAGUUGUAGAAGAUGUGAAAGACACAGAUGGCUGGGAUGACUUUGACAUAGAGGACAAUGAGCCCAUUGUACCACAGAUAACAAAGAGUAUACCGGCUAAGAAUAAAACUAAGUUGGAAGAACAGCUGGGUAAAACAAUAGAGGAUGUGAAGUCUCAGGAUACCGGCUGGGAUGAUUUUGAUGACUGGGGACAAGAUGAUGCUGCUGCUGAUACUCAAAAGGUGGCCCCACCAAAACCACAACGUCAACCGAGCCAACCACCACAACCAGAGCCCAAUAUUCAGGAGGUUACUGACAGAUUAGCAGCAACCUCCACCGGUGGUAGUGGGUGGGGGUGGGGAUGGAGUGUGGACUCCCUGCUCAGUACCGCUACUGCUGGCAUUACUAAUAUUACCAGUCAGGUUUCACAGGGCAUAUCAACAGUCCUAGAAACCGGUAUAGGCGCUCCCGACCCUGAAGAACUAGCUCGAAUCAACCGAACAUCUAAAGACAAUGACUCUAAAGUCAGCAAAUCUGACCAUGAACCUGCAACUCCUAGUGAGAGGAGACCAGAAGUUGGUUCUGAGGAGGCUACGGCGAAUACUGGUGAUGCAUUCCAGUUUGGCAGUCUGUUCUCUGGUGUUACCAAGUUUGUCGAAACUACAGGAACAAAAGUAAUACACGGUGGCCUAGACACCCUAGAAACUAUAGGCAAGAAAACCAUGGAAGUGCUACAAGAUGGGGACCCAGGCCUUGCCAAGAAGCGAGCUCUCUUAGGCCUCGGAGCCAAUGAUAAACCAGUGCUGUCCCAAGUAUUGAGGGAGGCCAAAGCUAAGGCUGAAGAAGAUGAUAGAGUGAGAGAAGAGAAGAGAGAAGCUAAGGAAGUCCAUUAUGAGAACCUGUUUGAUGAUUUUGAAGGCCUAGUACAUUUAGAAGCGUUAGAGAUGCUAUCCAAACAGGUGAGCAUGCGCAUAGAGGAGCGCAUACGCAGCGUCGACGCGGAUAAGCGACAAGAUAUUAAAGAGACGCUGCAGCAAGUUGCUGAACUAUGCGAAAUGCCUGAAGAAGAUGAGGAAGAGGAAGAAUCUCCGAGCGCAGGCUUGUCCAAGCCUGAUGCGUUCCACGAGCGACUGCAGACCGCCACACAGGACUUGGGGCUUAAGCUGCAGUUCCAACCGCUUGUCAAACAAUAUACAGAAAUCCUAGCCUACAUAACAUCACUGGAAGCCGAUGUACAAAUAAAGUCGGUGUACAAACGCGGCGUCUCCUGCCUCGCUCAGAGCACUGCACUCUCAGUGGAGCAGUACCACAAGGCUGCUGAGAUGCUGCUGGUGAAGCCCAGGAGAUCGACUGCUGAUGAAGCUGAUGCCCUCACACAGAUGACCGUGGUGCUAACGAAACACAUCAGCGAGCUCGCGACACUGUUCACAGAGAAACUGAACGCUUUACCCUCAGACAAUAAGGAACAAGUCAAUACGUACAUCACCAAUAUAUUUUUAGAGGCUGGCAACAGUUCAACAUACAUCCAGAACGCGUUUCAACUAGCGCUGCCUAUACUACAGAUAGGCGCUGUAUAAUUAAAUAAUAAUAUAUAAUAUUAAAUAACUAUUGAUCUUGUAACUAAUGGAAACAUGAGUCAGUUAAAAUAUCUUGCUUUCUAAGGUCAAUCACCAUGUUCCUUCUAGAUCCCUAUGUGUGCCCAUUUUAGCUUGGGAGUUUGUUCAAUCAUUGCUUCUGCCCAGCAUAAACUCGUAGGAAGUGGUGAAGGGAGUCUUAUGUAAUUUUGACGUUCAAAAAGUGGUGUUUUGCAAGCUAUUUUGAAUAAUUGCUUUUAGAUUUUUUGACUGCCAAGACCUUAACUCUUACAAAUAAUUCCAAUCGGAAUAGCUUUUCUCUAGAGCUUAUUGAACAAUAUGAUGUUUUUUGUAUGAGCUUUUGCUGAGAAAAUGUUUAGUUAGAUUCUGAUUUCCAUUAGCUACUAGGCCGCUAGUAAAUACUUUAUUAUGUGAUACACGUUAAAAUGUUGUUACUACACUGUGUGGUUCAAAUUUUAUUCAUAAAAUAUUUGUGAAUUUGGGAAAGUUUUAGUAACCAAUUGUUAGAUAAUAAUAUAACAGACUUGAUCAUAAUGUUUAAUAAAUGUAACUGACGACAGGCAGGAAUAGUACCAAAAAAGUAACUCGUUUUGCGCAAACUCUCGUCCUGCGCUAAUUCUUGUUUUGCGCAAAUUCUGUUUUUGCGCUAAGUUAUCACUAGUUUUGCAUCCUACAAAGCACAAAUGAAUCUACUUCACAAUUUUUUUUUUCAAGGACUACGCAAUUUUUUUUAGAUACGUAACUCAUUUAAAAUCAUUAGAAAUUGAAAUACCUAAUGAUUGGUUACUAGAAUAGAAUAUAUGGUUAAAACUUACUAUACUUACUUAUUAUAAGUAACUGUUCAAUAUUUGGGUCUAAAAUGAAAAAUCAUGAUUUUUUCUUAUAUCAUAACAUAUAUUUAACUAAUAAAUGAAUAUAAGAUAGAGUUCUUCUUGACACUUAUCUAUAAAAGUUUUAUAUCUGUGAAUAUGCCUAAUAUAUUAAAUGCAUUUAUUUAAUAGUGAAUGUUGAAAA
This is a messenger RNA of Helicoverpa zea (corn earworm), 2861 nucleotides long. RefSeq names its product protein FAM114A2. The transcript is spliced from 10 exons. The record is from RefSeq and is a predicted model, not a curated record. Bases 108 to 1829 code for a protein of 573 amino acids. Lineage: Eukaryota; Metazoa; Arthropoda; Insecta; Lepidoptera; Noctuidae.